Molecule: messenger RNA, 2010 nt
Organism: Plenodomus lingam JN3
Lineage: Eukaryota; Fungi; Ascomycota; Dothideomycetes; Pleosporales; Leptosphaeriaceae
Source: RefSeq, a predicted model, not a curated record
AUGCCGCUGCCAAAAUCAUUGCGACGCCCGACCGGUACCGGUACAGGUACAGGUACACGCAGCACGUCCUCGUCAACAUCGACGUCGCAGCGUAAGCGAUGCAGCACGUGCAAUAACCUGGACCCGCGGAACCAUCGGGGUUCGGUGUAUGAAACCGAGGCUAGAAGAGAGCCGCGUGCGAGUCUGAAUCUCGUUGUCGAUGCUUUGCGUUUGGCCAGGACGAAAGAUGUUGGCAAAGGCGGUUGUAGAUUCUGCGUAGCCUUGGUUUUGGCGCUCGAUGCUUUCUCGGAGAGUUGGAGGGGCGCUCGGGUUAGAGUUCAUGUCGAGAUCAGGGAGAAGGGGACGGUGAGAAUCAGUGUGGAUGGCGAGCGCUGGAAGAAUGAGAUUGUGGAGAUGUAUGCUGGCUCUGCAUCUCGUAGGCCAUGGCCCACACUCGGUACAGCCCACCACAUACCAACAGACUCGGGCUCUGAUGAUUCUUUCAACUUUAUACGCCGGUGCAUACAAGGUUGUCUUGCAAAUCCCAAGCACACCGCAUGUCGAUCGAAUCGCGAGUCGACUGCGACUGCUCCCAAGCGACUUCUUGACGUUGGCCGCGUGUCGUCACCAAUUCGUCUGAUAGAUACGCAGGGGAGAAGCUUCCAAUACGCUACCCUCUCGCACUGUUGGGGCAGCUCCUCUCUGCUCAAGACGACAAAGACCAAUUGGCGAAAGCUUGCGACCAAUGUUGCGUUUGAAACCCUGCCACCCUUGUUCCAGGAUGCGAUUGUCAUCACCCGACAGCUAGGUCUCCGUUAUAUAUGGAUCGACUCACUGUGUAUCAUCCAAGACAGCGUGAGAGAUUGGGAAACCGAGUCGUCGAGAAUGGGCAGUAUCUACCAGAAUAGCUACAUCACCAUUUCCGCGACCAAUUCAGGGGACGGUGGCACGAGAUGCCUUGCACAAAGACGAAGGCCCGUGAAGAUACCAUAUGAGAAUACGACAAAGAGGGAACUAGCUCUGCGAGCGAGGAGAGUAUUAGAUCACCAUCCAAGUCACUCUCCCACUGGUGGUCCUGCAAAGCCGGUGGGGCCGCUCACAUCUCGCGCAUGGGCUCUUCAAGAACACGUACUCAGUACCAGGAUUGUACACUACACGGAGACGGAAUUGCUGUUCGAGUGUAAGACUUCCUAUCGUUGCGAGUGCAUGCCAGAGCGCAAAGCGUACCCGACCACCCCGGCACUCAUUCCCAGAGCUGUGGCAAGCAAAAAGGCUCACACAAUCUGGCAAGCAUGGCAGCGCAUUGUUGAGCAGUAUUCUGCGCGCAACCUCACCGUCGCGAGCGACAAGCUGCCCGCUAUAUCGGGUAUCGCAAGUAAGAUCAGGAAAGCGACGCAUUCGGACUAUCUCGCAGGCCUUUGGAGAGGCAACCUAGCGCUGGAUCUUCUGUGGCAUGGGUUGCCCUCUGGCUCCAACAUCUUUGCGCCUGAGGCAUGGCGAGCACCGUCUUGGUCAUGGGCUGGUCUCGAUACUCCUAUAGGCUACACGACACUAAACGAGACGGAGGUUGAAACUUUCAGCCCUACCAUGGUGGCCGGAUCGGUUUCGAUCGUCCCGUCAGGAUUGAACAUCCUUGGUUCAGUGACAUCCGCAUCACUUACAUUGCGGGGUCCCACAUUUUCUGCCACUUUGAGCUCCGACCUGGCCGACGGUGCUUGGAAAUACACGCUCUUCGUCCAGGGUACCAGUUCGAUGAGCAUCUUACACGACUGCAUCCUCUGUGAAGCCAAGGUCGAGCCGGCAGUGGGCGAGGAACAAUGCACCGUAAGACGGGCAUUACCUGGCGAUACCCCGCAACCAUUUAGAGCGCCUGUAACGUGCAUGAGUAUCGGCAGACAUGAUGAUGUUGUCCUUGGACUCGUGUUGGGCAUUUCGCCGCGAAAUCCCCAGGCCUGGGAACGGCUGGGAACGUUUGCCACUGGCAACGAAGCCGUCCGAAACCUUGAGGAACGGGAGAUGAUGCUCAUAUAA